GGGGAAACCGGAAGUGGCGGGCGAGAGCGGCGGCGGUGAAGUGCUUUGAGGUGGGCCUGGGCCUACCGGGCUCCUUCCGUUCCUUAUCCCCCCUCCCUCCGUUGUCCCAACCCCACCGGGUCUCCACCAUGGAGACCAACGCUCCGAAACGGAAAGAGGCCAGAAAAUCGCUACGGAUUAAAGUCAUCUCUAUGGGCAACGCGGAGGUGGGGAAGAGCUGCAUUAUAAAGCGUUAUUGUGAGAAGAGGUUCGUCCCCAAAUACCUCGCGACUAUUGGGAUCGAUUAUGGAGUCACAAAAGUACAAGUCAGAGACCGAGACAUCAAAGUGAACAUCUUUGACAUGGCAGGGCACCCGUUCUUCUACGAGGUGAGGAAUGAGUUUUAUAAGGACACACAGGGAGUCAUCCUGGUUUAUGAUGUUGGACAGAAGGAGUCUUUUGACGCUCUGGAUGCGUGGCUGGCUGAGAUGAAGCAGGAGCUGGGCCCCCAUGGGAACAUGGACAACAUUGUCUUCGUUGUCUGUGCAAACAAGAUUGACUGCACAAAGCACCGCAGUGUGGAUGAAAGCGAGGGGCGGCUGUGGGCUGAGAGCCGGGGCUUUCUUUACUUUGAAACAUCGGCACAAACAGGAGAGGGAAUCAAUGAGAUGUUCCAGACAUUCUACUCUGCCAUAAUCGACCUGUGUGACAACGGGGGGAAGCGUCCCCCCUCCAGCAUGGGGGUCGGCUUCACUAAAGAGCAGGCAGAUGCCAUUCGGAGGAUCCGCAACAGCAAGGACAGCUGGGACAUGCUGGGAGUCAAGCCUGGAGCCACCAGAGACGAAGUGAACAAAGCCUACAGAAAGCUGGCAGUGCUGCUCCACCCUGAUAAGUGCGUGGCUCCAGGGAGUGAAGAUGCCUUCAAAGCUGUGGUGAACGCCCGAACUGCACUUCUCAAAAACAUCAAGUAGGGAACAGAGCUGCUGAGAACUGGAAACCUUCCCUUCCACCCAGCUGCUUCCCAGGCAGCUACACUGCCAUGGGGCACCUCCCUCCUCCUCAGAUUCAUCCACUGGCUUGGACAAAGACACUCCCACCACCAAGCAUGGGAACAGAACUCUAGUGCGAUUGCAAUGAGUUGUAGAGGGGGCAGAGUGCUGAGGAAGGGAGAGGGACCCCCCAGCCUUCCCUGUAUCUCUGGCCUCAAGUUGGAGUAAGUGCUGAAAGCAGUGAAUUGCCCACUUUCCCAGCUGUUUUGCACUUCCCACAAGCUACCAGCCGUGGAGGAGGUUGGAUGUGCAGCUCUAGCCUUGUGGUUGCACUGAGGGUAGGUUCGGUUUGGAUGUAAGGCUAUGUGGGAUGGAAAUGAAUGAAGGGUUAUGUAAAGGCUGAAGGUUGGAUGAGACAUAUUCAAGUCUCGAGCCUAACAUCUGGCCUAAAAGCUGCUGCACCUGAAAGUGCUCAGGGUCAUGGGUUAGGGAUGCUCAGGACAGCAGCCCCAAGAGCUGCAGUCCCUCAAGCUCCAUGCUCUCUCCUUUCCAACCCUCUGCUAACCAUCUACACUGCUCUGACAAGCUCCUGGUGGGGGAUUGUCCUCAGGUGUGGGUGGCCCUUUGCAGACAGAUGCAAGGUGCUGACCUCAGGGUCUCCAUAUCCUCACCCACCCCUCAGAGCUUCAUGUUGGUGUUGAUGAGAGCGGCGGCUGGCUCUGCAGGCCUGCUUGAGAGGAGCUGUGUCCCUGCAUGAGUUACAUCCCCAAAGGGAAUGUGUUAGGCCUGGCUAUGUAACACAGCACCCCCAGAUAUCCAGCACCCCACUCACAUGUGCAAGUCUACGUGCCCACUUAGCCCUGUGACUCCCUUUGGUUAGGUUAACAGUAGAGGGGCAUGUUUUUCCUCUGCCCUGACAGCAGCAGCGUGUCACCCUGCUUUGCUGGUUAUGUUACAGGUUUAUUUCUGCCUCACUGAUCAGCAAGUGGAUCUGGGGUGUUUCUUCUUAGUCCCAGCUGCUGCUUUGUUAGAAUAUUCUCAUAUAUGUAAUAUUCUCAUUGAUUCAAAGAGGAGCAGUGCUGGUAACCCCAGGAUCCAUUGAGAUCCUGAGGGAGGUCGGAGCCAUGAUGACUCAAGUGGGAGAUCCCUUGGGAUGCUGUGAUUUUGUCAGGAGACAGUUUUAUUACCUUUGCUGCUCUGUGAGCUUGGAAAAGAAGGACAAGACACUGAGCUGUGAGACUGAAGCCACUGAGUGAGCAAGUGAGUGAGUUUAUGCCCAUAUCUCAACCCCACAAAUAUCCUGUUCAGAAGUUUAUUCCAAUGGUCAGUGCAAUAUAUAUAUAUAUAUAUAUUUCUCACUUAAAGGCAGCUAAUCUGUGUUUCCCCUUCCGACUAUAUCAUAAAUGAACAGUAGAUCCCCAUCUUCGUGGCAGCAAGCGUUAAGGAUCUCGAAGGCCAGCAUCGUUUUGCACUUGCUUUAGUUUCUGUUUUUUUUCUAUUGUCUGUUAACAGAGCUGACCGGAUGUUUGGGGACUAUUAUAUACACACAUGUCAUGUCUAGAGAUGCCGGUAACCUUCUAAGUUGUGUUAUUUGUAUAAGUUAACCCCCCUCCCCACCUCCCAUUGGAACAAAAGAAGCCCUAUGAGCUGUC
This is a messenger RNA of Coturnix japonica (Japanese quail), 2620 nucleotides long. It is a transcript of the gene DNAJC27, whose product is annotated as DnaJ heat shock protein family (Hsp40) member C27. The record is from RefSeq and is a predicted model, not a curated record. Lineage: Eukaryota; Metazoa; Chordata; Aves; Galliformes; Phasianidae. Gene Ontology annotation, molecular function: GTP binding; GTPase activity.